Eleginops maclovinus (Patagonian blennie) is the source of this 3122-nucleotide messenger RNA. RefSeq names its product matrix metallopeptidase 2 (gene mmp2). The record is from RefSeq and is a predicted model, not a curated record. The transcript has 13 exons. Gene Ontology annotation, molecular function: zinc ion binding; metalloendopeptidase activity. The coding region runs from base 138 to 2111 and encodes 657 amino acids. Gene Ontology annotation, biological process: response to hypoxia; extracellular matrix organization; proteolysis. NCBI's taxonomy places the organism in Eukaryota, Metazoa, Chordata, Actinopteri, Perciformes, Eleginopidae. Gene Ontology annotation, cellular component: extracellular matrix.
UUCAUAGAGCCGAGGUGCAGGAUGUCCCGUUAAGCAGAAAAAAACCCUGCAGAGAAGCAGAAGCAACACAAGCUGACGGGGUGAAAGGAGUGCAACACAAAGCGAACGGCAUUUACCAAAGCGCAGAUUUUUGCAAAAUGGGCUCUCCAGUGGUAUUCAGUUGUCGUCGGAUUGUUCUCAAAGUGUUUUUGUUUCAGUUCAUCGCUUUUCAAUCAGCAUAUGCUGCCCCUUCGCCUAUUAUCAGGUUUCCAGGGGACGAUACUCCCAGAACAGACAAAGAAGUUGCUCUGCACUACCUGAAUAAGUUUUAUGGAUGCCCACAAGACAGAUGUAACCUCAUGGUGCUCAAGGACACCCUGAAGAAAAUGCAAAAGUUCUUCGCCCUGCAAGAAACUGGAGAGAUUGAUGCCAAAACUGUGGAUAUCAUGAAAAAGCCCCGCUGUGGCGUCCCAGAUGUGGCCAAUUACCAAUUCUUCCACAGGAAACCCAUGUGGCAGAAGAAAGACAUUACUUACAGAAUCCUCGGAUACAGUCCCGACCUGGACGAGGAAGUCAUUAAUGAUGCUUUCUUCAGAGCCUUCAAAGUGUGGAGCGACGUCACCCCACUCACAUUCGAACGCUUAAUGGACGGAGAUGCUGACAUCAUGAUCAAUUUUGGCCGCAAUGAGCAUGGAGAUGGUUACCCCUUCGACGGCAAAGAUGGCCUCUUGGCUCAUGCCUUUGCUCCGGGACCAGGAAUUGGCGGAGACUCUCACUUUGAUGAUGAUGAGCAGUGGACGCUGGGAGAUGGCCAAGUGGUGAAGGUCAAAUUCGGCAAUGCUGAUGGGGAGUUCUGUAAAUUCCCCUUCAUGUUCAUGGGCACUGAGUACAACAGCUGCACAGCUCAGGGUCGAGACGACGGCUUCCUGUGGUGCUCGACCACUUACAACUUCGAAGAAGACGGCAAAUAUGGCUUCUGCCCUCAUGAAUUACUAUUCACCAUUGCUGGAAACGCAGAGGGCGCUCCAUGUAAAUUCCCCUUCACCUUUCAGGGAGAAAAGUAUGAAUCUUGCACAACUGAGGGCAGGAGUGAUGGUUACCGCUGGUGUGCCACCACCGACAACUAUGAUGCGGACACAUCCUUCGGGUUCUGCCCUGAAACUGCCAUGACGACAGUGGGAGGAAAUGCAGAGGGAAGCCCCUGCGUCUUCCCCUUCACUUUCUUGGGUGACACCUAUGAGGCCUGUACCUCCUCUGGACGCACUGAUGGCAAGAUGUGGUGCGCUUCCACCAAGAGCUACGAUGAUGACCGCAAAUGGGGUUUCUGUCCUGACCAAGGUUACAGUUUGUUCUUGGUGGCCGCCCAUGAGUUUGGUCAUGCCCUUGGCUUGGAGCACUCUCAGGACCCCGGAGCGCUGAUGGCCCCCGUUUACACUUACACUAAAGACUUCAGACUUUCUAAUGAUGACAUCAGUGGCAUCCAGGAGCUUUAUGGUGCAUCGACAGGCAAUCCUGUGUCUCCAACCAAGGGUCCAGUCACUCCAAUGGAUAUCUGCAAAGAGCCAGUUGUCUUUGAUGCUGUAGCACAAAUCAGAGGAGAGACCUUCUUCUUUAAGGACAGGUUCCUGUUCAGGUCAGUAAACUUCAGAAGCAAGCCCACCGGCCCUAUGCUCGUGGCCACCUACUGGCCAGACCUGCCUCCCAUAAUAGACGCUGCGUAUGAAAACCCAUUGGAGGAAAAAACUGUGUUCUUCUCAGGUAAUCAGGUGUGGGUCUACAAAGCAGACGCGCUGCAGUCAGGCUAUCCCAAGAGGCUCUCCAGCCUCGAACUUCCCACUGACCUGCAGAAAAUUGACUCUGCCUUCAACUUUAGGAAGAACGGGAAGACGUACCUGUUUGCUGGGGACAAAUUCUGGAGAUACAAUGAAGCUACAAAGACAAUGGAUCCCGGCUUCCCAAAACUUAUCGCUGAUUCUUGGAAUGGUCUCCCAGAUGACAUCGACUCCUCCUUCAGUCUUAAUGGCAUUGAUUACAGCUACUUCUUCAAAGACAACCACUAUUUCAAAUUGGAAGACAGCAGCUUGAAGAUCGUCAAGUUGGGUGAAAUCACAAAGGACUGGCUCGGCUGUUGAGCAUUUCCAAAGAGUCUCGCAACUAGCUAAAUCAUGUAAUGACAUCUGGCCUCAUAAGGAAAUUGCCAUAACAACGCACACAACUUGAGGUGGCCACAGUGCACACUGUUGUAAGUUGUUUUUCUGGCGACUCUGCACGCUUCUGGGGGAGACAUGCCCCUUCCAGCCUGUAUAACCAGCCUCCAGCUUUGUAGACAGGCACCUCGGGACCUUCUGCAAACAUAUGCAACUGGAUAUAUUACUGUGUGAUGUUGACAUUUUGUUUUAUAUGCUGAUGCAGAUUUAUUACAAUGUGUACUCCCCGUUUGAUUGUUUUAUAGCUUUUUUAUUUGUUUUUUAAAAACUCCGACAUCAGGUAUGUCAACACUGCAUUGAACGCAGUGCUAUACUGUGCUGUGAGAUAUUGCCGUUGUUAUGCAAAUUUAAUUCUGCAACGCUGUUUUACCCCUUAUGAGGAAUUCAUGUUGGCUUGGAAUCACUUCUACUAUGUCCAGUUUUACUAAGUGCAGUUUUAUAAAUGUAUGACUUUUAUUUGAUGUUCUCAUUGUUGUUUAAUACAUUUGACAAAAUGAAUUUGCACAAUGUGUUUGACCGAAGAUGGUGCUUUAGAGAUUGCUUUUUGCCUAUAGUCCUAAAUAUAUACAUUUUAUAUUCUCUGUACUUAUGUCUGACUACUUCUCUGGAUGUCAGAAAGUUGUAUUCGCAGGCACACAUUAUUCUCCAUUUGGUUAGCACUUUGCAUAGGAUUGUAUAAGGGACUGCUCAACUGCAUUGCAUUUCCCUACACUAAUGGUACAGGGAGAUUAAAGGCACAGGUUGCCUAUAGAGGCUGUAUUAGUUCGCUGCAUGAUGGAAUCAUGACGAGUACCGCAGUAGUAUUGUUUAAUAAUCUCUUUUUUUAUAUCCUCUGUUUUUUUCUCUUGGGUUUUAACAAUACAGUUGUGUUUUAUGUUGUUUUAAAUGCUUGUGCACUUUGUUACUGUCAUCAAUAAAGAUGGUCAAUAUACUGAG